Messenger RNA from Metopolophium dirhodum (rose-grain aphid), 387 nucleotides. RefSeq names its product KRAB-A domain-containing protein 2-like. Lineage: Eukaryota; Metazoa; Arthropoda; Insecta; Hemiptera; Aphididae. Gene Ontology annotation, molecular function: nucleic acid binding. The record is from RefSeq and is a predicted model, not a curated record. Bases 1 to 387 code for a protein of 128 amino acids. The transcript has 2 exons.
AUGCGGGAAGAUUUAAAAAUUUUACACGAAAAACCGAGACAUUCGCAAAGUCAAGGGUCCGUCAAAAGGGCCAAUCAAGAUGUGGAAAAUAUACUUGCCACUUGGUUACAAGACAACAAAACAAAAAAAUGGAGUGAAGGAAUAAAAUUUGUUCAAUUCAUAAAAAAUCGAUCCUUACAUCAUGGAAUAAAAUGCAGCCAAUAUGAAGCAAUGUUUGGAUAUUUAGAGGCAGCUAUUACGUCAAUGAAUACUGGAGAUCAUAGUGAAUUUGAUGAAGCAUUGAUUGAAGAAAUUAAUGAAGAAAAAAAAAUAGAUAAUAGAAUAAAUAAAAUAACUACUGUAAGAACAGAGUGGGUUGAAACUUCAAAAUUCAAGCGAAUCGAAUGA